Epinephelus lanceolatus (giant grouper) is the source of this 1038-nucleotide messenger RNA. The record is from RefSeq and is a predicted model, not a curated record. NCBI's taxonomy places the organism in Eukaryota, Metazoa, Chordata, Actinopteri, Perciformes, Serranidae.
AUGGGACCAGAAGUGACUGUCAAUGGGACUUACACUGUUCAUGACGUGCAUCCCUGCUAUGAAUCAGAUCACACAACUUAUGUAUUUACAAGCAAUCCCUCUAUAAUAUGUGUAUUAUUAUAUAUUGUUCUAGGCUCAUUGUCAUUUAUCACAAUAUGCGGAAACCUUCUUGUAAUCAUCUCCAUUAUUUACUUCAAACAGCUCCACGUCCCUACAAAUUACCUCAUCCUCUCUCUGGCUGUUGCUGAUCUGCUUGUUGGUGUUGUAGUUUUCCCUUUCAGCAUGGCCUUUACUGUAACCUCAUGCUGGUAUCAUGAGGGUUUAUUCUACAGAUACUACGCAGUAUGUCAGCCUCUUGCUUAUAAAACUAAAAUAAAUGAUAAAGUUAUCGGGAUUAUGAUCCUGGUGAGCUGGGGAGUUGCUGCUCUAAUUGGCAUUGGCAUCAUGGUUGCAGGGUUUAAUCAAGGAAAAUGUGAAGAAAGUUGUUUAAUUGAUGCUCUUAUUUCAACCACUCUGGCAUGCAUUUUUUCUUUUUAUAUUCCAGUCAUUAUAAUGCUCUGCAUCUACCUGAAAAUUUUCCUUGUAGCACAAAGACAGGCAAACACCAUUCAGAGCACAACCUGUCAGAGCACAAGGUCUGGAACAGCUGUCAGUAAGAUGGAGAGAAAGGCCACCAAAACUCUGGCUAUCGUUUUAGGAGUUUUUCUCUUAUGUUGGAGUCCUUACUUUUUUUGUAUCAUCUUUCAGCCUUUAACAUAUGAUGUUACACCAAUUGCUGUGAUUGAAACUCUUAACUGGCUCACACUGUCAAAUUCAAUGCUCAAUCCAUUUAUUUAUGCUUUCUUUUACAGCUGGUUCAGGUCAGCUUUCAGAAUGAUCAUUUCUGGGAAAAUAAUUCAAGGCAUCGGUACAAGGUCUGCUCCCUCCAAGCCUUCUCCCUCUUCUUGCUCCAGCUGCUUCAGCAGCUCCCACCUCUCUUUCUGGCUGGGCCUGGAACCGCAGAGGCCCAAACCCCUGCUCCAUAGCCCAGACCACUAA